AUGGCAGCUGAUAUGAUGGAUGAGUUGGAAGUGGAUGCAGACAGUGAUGAGGAAGCAGAAGUUGAGCAUAGGUCAGACGAUGACAAAUGGGAAACAGACGAAGAGCCUGGUGACAAUGACGAUGAUGCAGAGCUGGUCGAAGAAGAUGGGAACCAGUGGGAGACAGAUUCGGAAGAGCCUUCGGAGGAUGACGCUGAGGAUGAUAUGGAUCUGGAUGAUGAGGCAGAAGGUGAACUAGAUGAUAUCUGUGAUGACGAUGGUAACGAGAUAGGCCUAGAUCCUGACUUUGAAUUUGCUACAUUGUAA
Messenger RNA from Desarmillaria tabescens, 306 nucleotides. RefSeq lists its product as uncharacterized. The record is from RefSeq and is a predicted model, not a curated record. The transcript has a single exon. Lineage: Eukaryota; Fungi; Basidiomycota; Agaricomycetes; Agaricales; Physalacriaceae. The coding region runs from base 1 to 306 and encodes 101 amino acids.